AUGUUUGUUUUUUCAGCAGCGAUGUUUGGGACUAUUACAAACCAGGAUCUGCCUAUGAUCAAAUGUGUUUUAAUCAAUCAUAAGAACAAUGCUUCCUCAGCAGGGAAACCAUCAUUCUAUUUGAAGGAGUCAGGAGCCCCAGAAGACCUCGGGUGUGCGUUGAGACCCGGGACCAAAGGGGCCGUGUACGAAGCCACAGCGGUGGAAGUGGCCGUGUCUGCGUCCGUCACCCUGCAGGUGCUGGUCAACACCCCAGGGAACAUUUCCUGCCGCUGGGUUUUUAAGCGCAGCUCCCUGAAUUGCCAGCCUCACUUUGAUUCACAGAACAGAAGAGUUGUUUCCAUGGUCAUUUUGAAAAUGACAGAAACCCAAGCUGGAGAAUACCUACUUUUUAUUCAGAGUGAAGCUACCAAUUACACGGUAUUGUUUACAGUGAGUAUAAGAAAUCCACCACUUUAUACCCUGAGAAGACCUUACUUCAGAAAGUUGGAGGAAGAGGAUGCCCUGGUCUGCGUGUCUGAGAGUGUUCCAGAAGCCACGGUGGAAUGGGUGCUUUGCAAUUCACAGGGUGAAAGCUGUAAAGAAGAAAGCCUCGCUGUCGUUAAAAAAGAGGAGAAGGUACUUCACGAGUUAUUUGGAAAAGAUAUAAGGUGCUGUGCCAAGAACGAGCUGGGCAGGGCAUGUACCAAGCUGUUCACAAUAGAUCUGAAUCAGUCGCCUCGGACCACACUGCCACAGUUAUUUCUCAAAGUAGGGGAACCCUUAUGGAUCCGGUGCAAAGCUGUUCACGUGAACCACAGAUUUGGGCUCACCUGGGAAUUAGAACACAAAGCACUUGAGGAGGGCAGCUACUUUGAGAUGAGCACCUAUUCAACAAACAGGACCAUGAUACGGAUUCUGUUUGCCUUCGUAUCGUCCGUGGGAAGAAACAACACCGGAUAUUAUACUUGUUCCUCUUCAAAGCAUCCCAGUCAAUCAGCUUUGGUUACCAUCCUAGAAAAGGGAUUUAUAAACGCAACCAAUUCAAGUGAAAAUUAUGAAAUUGACCAAUAUGAAGAGUUUUGUUUUUCUAUCAGGUUUAAAGCAUACCCACAAAUCAGCUGCACUUGGACCUUUUCUCAAAAAUCAUUUCCUUGUGAACAGAGUGGCCUUGAUGACGGCUACAGCAUAUCCAAGUUUUGCAACCAUAAGCACCAGCCAGGAGAAUAUAUUUUCCAUGCAGAAAACGAUGAUGCUGAAUUCACCAAAAUCUUCACGCUGAAUAUAAGAAGGAAGCCUCAAGUGCUCGCCGAGGCAUCCACAAGCCAGGCGUCGUGUUCCUCGGAUGGAUACCCCUUGCCAUCUUGGACUUGGAAGAAGUGCUCUGACAAGUCUCCCAACUGCACAGAAGAAAUCACAGAAGGAGUCUGGAAUAAAAAGACGAAUAGAAAGGUGUUUGGACAGUGGGUAUCCAGCAGCACUCUGAACAUGAGUGAGGCUGUCAGAGGGUUCCUGGUCAAGUGUUGUGCGUACAACUCCGUUGGCACGUCUUGUGAGACGAUCCUUUUAAACUCUCCAGGUCCCGUCCCUUUCAUCCAAGACAGCAUCUCAUUCUAUGCGACAAUUGGGCUCUGUCUUCUCUUCAUUGUCGUUCUGACCAUGCUCAUUUGCCACAAGUAUAAAAAGCAAUUGAGGUACGAGAGCCAGCUGCAGAUGGUGCAGGUGACGGGCUCGCUGGACAACGAGUACUUCUAUGUUGACUUCAGAGAGUACGAAUAUGAUCUCAAGUGGGAGUUUCCAAGGGAAAACUUAGAGUUUGGGAAGGUGCUGGGAUCGGGUGCCUUUGGAAAAGUGAUGAAUGCCACUGCUUAUGGGAUUAGUAAAACGGGAGUGUCCAUCCAGGUUGCAGUCAAGAUGCUGAAAGAGAAAGCAGACAGUUCUGAGAGAGAGGCGCUCAUGUCAGAGCUCAAAAUGAUGUCUCACCUUGGAAACCAUGAGAAUAUUGUGAACCUGCUGGGGGCGUGCACGCUGUCAGGACCCAUUUACUUGAUUUUUGAAUACUGUUGCUAUGGCGAUCUUCUCAACUACCUAAGAAGUAAAAGAGAAAAGUUUCACAGGACGUGGACAGACAUUUUCAAGGAACACAAUUUCAGCUUUUACCCCACUUUCCAGUCACACCCGAAUUCCAGCAUGCCUGGUUCAAGAGAAGUUCAGAUACACCAAGACUCAGACCAGACCUCAGAGCAUCAUGGGAACUCAUUUCAUUCUGAAGAUGAGAUCGAAUAUGAAAACCAAAAGAGACUGGAGGAAGAAGAGGACUUGAAUGUGCUGACAUUUGAAGAUCUUCUUUGCUUUGCCUAUCAAGUUGCCAAAGGAAUGGAAUUUCUGGAAUUUAAGUCGUGUGUUCACAGAGACCUGGCGGCUAGAAACGUGCUCGUCACCCACGGGAAGGUGGUGAAGAUAUGUGACUUCGGACUGGCUCGAGAUAUCAUGAGUGAUUCUAACUACGUUGUCAGGGGCAAUGCCCGUCUGCCUGUGAAAUGGAUGGCUCCGGAAAGCUUAUUUGAAGGCGUCUACACCAUUAAGAGUGACGUCUGGUCAUACGGGAUAUUGCUCUGGGAAAUAUUCUCACUUGGUGUGAAUCCUUACCCUGGCAUUCCAGUGGAUGCUAACUUCUAUAAACUCAUUCAGAGUGGAUUUAAAAUGGACCAACCGUUUUAUGCUACAGAAGAAAUAUAUUUUAUCAUGCAGUCCUGCUGGGCUUUCGACUCAAGGAAACGGCCGUCCUUCCCUAAUCUGACUUCAUUUUUGGGAUGCCAGCUGGCAGAUGCAGAAGAAGCGAUGUACCAGAAUGUCGGUGGCCGUGUUUCCGAGCGCCCUUCUGUCUACCAGAACAGGCGACCUUUCAGCAGAGAGCUGGAUUCGGACCCGCCAUCGCCACAGACUCAGGUUGAAGAGACAUAGAGAAACAAUGUAUCUUAAGAGCAUCAUUCCCUACCUACCUUCAGCAGGCUGUAGAUUACCAAAAUGAGAUUAAUCUCAUCAUGAAAAGAAAACAUAUUAUCAACUGCUGCUUAGCUGGACUUUUCUCUACAAGCUGUCUGCACCUCCUCUUGUUUCCAAAGGGAAUUUUGUAAAAUCAACUCAUCCUGUGUGCAAGACAGGAAGAGCUGAUCAUCAACUUGGUUGGGGCGCCCACCUGCAUCCAAAGGCCUUCUCAGGCUGGCUGGAGAGAAAAUUGUGACCUGAGGGAUGGCAUCUUCUUGUAAAUACGUACAAUGAAAGCAUUUUGCUAAAGAGAAGCUAAUAUGAUUUUUAAAAAUCUAUGUUUUAAAAUAAGAUGUAAUUUUUUCAGCUAUUUAGUGAUCUAUUUUAUGGAUGGAAAUAAAAAUUUC
Messenger RNA from Carlito syrichta (Philippine tarsier), 3374 nucleotides. It is a transcript of the gene FLT3, whose product is annotated as fms related tyrosine kinase 3. Bases 1 to 2943 code for a protein of 980 amino acids. Gene Ontology annotation, biological process: B cell differentiation; cytokine-mediated signaling pathway; protein phosphorylation. Gene Ontology annotation, molecular function: ATP binding; transmembrane receptor protein tyrosine kinase activity. Gene Ontology annotation, cellular component: signaling receptor complex. The record is from RefSeq and is a predicted model, not a curated record. NCBI's taxonomy places the organism in Eukaryota, Metazoa, Chordata, Mammalia, Primates, Tarsiidae. The transcript has 24 exons.